Molecule: messenger RNA, 1150 nt
Organism: Arachis ipaensis
Lineage: Eukaryota; Viridiplantae; Streptophyta; Magnoliopsida; Fabales; Fabaceae
Source: RefSeq, a predicted model, not a curated record
UCUCUCCGCCCAUAUUUCGUCAUGUCUAUUGACUCGGCCUUCCAAUUACAAGGCUAAAAGCUCAAAUAAUUUGCAAAAGGCGAAAGCUAGCACACACAGCUUUUUUAUUUUAUUUUUGUUAAAAUGAAAAGGACAACCAAAGAUUGAUAGAUAGUAUAUUUUAUUAAUAGAAAAAUCUUACUUUUUUUUCAAUAGUAACCAAAAUUUCAUCCAUAAAUACCAUUGAAUUGUAACGUGUGUCCUCCACACUUUAAUUAUUCUUCAUCAUCCAUUAUUUUUCAAUUUUCAUGGCAUCUAGUCAUAGUAAUAAUAAUCAUAAUAGUUCACCCGUUAAUAACAAAACUAAAUUUGUAGUGAGUGACCUUGAGCAACAACAAUUAUCAAGAGACCCAGAAAAUGAAGAAGAAGCAAAUAAGAAGGAGGAAUUUGAUUACUCAAAAAGAUCCCAGUGGUUGCGUGCAGCAGUGCUGGGAGCGAACGACGGGUUGGUGUCGACGGCGGCUCUGAUGAUGGGAGUGGGAGCAGUGAGGGAAGACAUGAAGGCCAUGGUGUUGUCGGGUUUCGCAGGCCUUGUGGCAGGGGCAUGUAGCAUGGCCAUUGGUGAGUUUGUUUCUGUGUAUUCACAGUUAGACAUAGAGAUUGCUCAAAUGAAGAGACGACAACAACAAGAAGAUGAGAAAGAGAAAAAGGGUUUACCGAACCCUUUGCAAGCAGCGGCAGCAUCAGCUUUUGCGUUCUCGGUUGGUGCAAUGGUUCCUCUUCUUGCGGCAUCUUUUGUAAGGGACUAUAAGCUCAGGUUGGGACUUAUUUUGGGGUCAGUUAGUUUUGCUUUGAUUUUGUUUGGUUGCUUGGCUGCCACUCUUGGUAAGGCUCCUCCAUUUAGAUCUUGUGUUAGGGUCUUCCUUGGUGGUUGGUUAGCCAUGGCUAUAACUUUUGGCCUAACCAAGUUGAUUGGUUCAAGUGUCUUUUAGCUACUACAUUUUCUCACACAAAUUUUUCUUGCUAACUCGGUGCCUAAUUACAUGUUAAAGGUGAAUCAUGUGUAUUCUGUUAUGUGUACAUAUAUUAUUGUAUAGAAGAUAUUCUAUUUACUAUUGAAUAAAAUAUAGAACUCACUUUAAAUUGAUGAGUUCAUAUGAUCAUAUCACAU